This is a messenger RNA of Microthlaspi erraticum, 2997 nucleotides long. Lineage: Eukaryota; Viridiplantae; Streptophyta; Magnoliopsida; Brassicales; Brassicaceae. The record is from the annotation of a GenBank genome assembly.
AUGUAUCUUCUCUUUCUCUUCCUGCUUUUUUCCGCCGUUUUCUCCCUCAACGAUGAAGGCUUUAUUCUUCAGCAGGUCAAGCUCUCUUUUGACGACCCAGACUCUUCUCUCUCCUCCUGGAACUCCCGGGAUGAUUCACCUUGUCGGUGGUCCGGCGUCUCCUGCGCCGGAGAUUUCUCGUCUGUCACUUCCGUCGACCUCACGGGCGCCAAUCUCGCCGGACCUUUCCCUUCCCUCAUUUGCCGUCUCUCUAAUCUGUCGUAUCUCUCCUUGUCCAAUAACUCCAUCAAUUCCACGCUUCCGCUCGGCAUCGGAGCUUGUAAGUCUCUCCAGAAUCUCGAUCUCUCCCAGAAUCUCCUCACCGGCGAGAUUCCGCACACUCUUGCGGAUCUCCCCAUCUUGACGUCCCUCGAUUUGACCGGAAACAACUUUUCCGGCAACAUUCCGGCGAGUUUCGGCCGGUUUGAGAAACUCGAGGUUCUCUCUCUCAUCUACAAUCUCCUAGACGGGCCGUUUCCGCCGUUUCUAGGAAACAUCAGCUCGCUGAAGAUGUUGAACCUGUCUUACAACCCGUUCAGUCCGAGUCGGAUCCCGCCGGAGCUCGGAAACCUGACGAAUCUCGAGGUUAUGUGGCUCACCGAGUGUAAUCUAGUCGGGGAGAUCCCUGACUCGCUGGGUCGACUCACCCGACUCGUUGAUUUAGACCUUGCGCUCAACGACCUGGUGGGACCUAUCCCGCGUUCGCUCGGCGGCUUGACCAGCGUCGUCCAGAUUGAGCUUUACAACAACUCGUUGACCGGAGAAAUCCCGCCGGAGCUCGGGAAUUUGAAAUCCCUGAGACUUUUAGACGCGUCGAUGAAUCAGUUAACCGGUUCGAUACCGGACGAGCUUUGCCGUGUCCCGUUGGAGAGUUUGAAUCUCUAUGAGAACAAUCUCGAAGGUGAGAUUCCUCCGAGCAUAGCUUUAUCUCCCAACUUGUACGAGCUCAGGAUCUUCGGAAACCGAUUUACCGGCGAGUUACCAAGAGACCUCGGCCGAAACUCUCCGCUGAAAUGGCUCGACGUUUCCGAAAACGACUUCUCAGGCGAGCUGCCGGCGGAUCUGUGCGAGAAAGGAGAGCUAGAGGAGCUGCUGAUCAUCCACAACUCCUUCUCCGGCGUCAUACCGGAGAGUCUAGGCGAUUGCCGGAGCUUGACACGUAUCCGGUUAGCCUACAACCGGUUCUCCGGUCAAGUUCCUGCCGGUUUCUGGGGAUUGCCACACGUCUACCUGCUUGAGCUCAUCAACAACUCCUUCUCCGGUGAAAUUUCAAAGACCAUCGGAGGCGCAUCGAAUCUCUCGAUCUUGAUUCUCACGAACAACGAAUUCACCGGAUAUUUGCCGGAGGAAAUCGGCUCUCUGAACAAUCUGAAUCAGUUGUCGGCGAGCGGAAACAAGCUCAGUGGCUCGUUGCCUGAUAGCUUGACGAAUCUCGGAGAAUUAGGCACCCUUGAUCUUCACGGAAACCGGUUUUCAGGCGAGCUAUCUCCAAAAAUCAAAUCUUGGAAGAAGCUAAACGAGUUAAACCUAGCCGAUAACCAAUUUUCCGGUAGAAUCCCAGAGGAAAUCGGGAGUUUAUCCGUCUUGAACUAUCUCGAUCUCUCUGGAAACCUCUUCUCCGGCAAAAUCCCGGUUUCAUUGCAGAGUCUGAAGCUAAACCAGCUGAAUCUGUCCAAUAACCGGUUAACCGGUGACCUACCGCCGUCUUUAGCCAAAGUAAUGUACAAGAACAGCUUCCUCGGUAACCCAGGAUUGUGCGGUGAUAUCAAAGGACUAUGUGGCUCUGAGAACGAAGCUAAGAACAAAGGCUAUGUAUGGCUUCUCAGGUCGAUUUUCGUACUUGCGGCUAUGGUGUUUGUUGCCGGACUCGCUUGGUUCUUCUUCAAGUACAGGACUUUCAAGAAAGCAAGAGCCAUGGAGAGAUCAAAGUGGACUCUAAUGUCCUUCCACAAGCUCGGUUUCAGCGAGCACGAGAUUCUCGAAAGCUUGGACGAAGACAACGUCAUCGGAGCUGGAGCUUCGGGUAAGGUCUACAAGGUCUCACUCACCAACGGAGAAACCGUGGCGGUGAAGCGUCUAUGGACAGGAUCUGUGAAAGAAGCAGGAGACUCCGAUCCAGAGAAAGGCGAGAGACCUCGAGCAGUACAAGACGAGGCCUUUGAAGCUGAAGUCGAGACGUUGGGAAAGAUCAGGCACAAGAACAUUGUGAAGCUGUGGUGUUGCUGCACAACGAGAGACUGCAAGCUGCUUGUUUACGAGUACAUGCCUAAUGGAAGCUUGGGCGAUUUGCUUCACAGCAGUAAAGGAGGGAUGUUGGGAUGGCAAACGAGGUUCAAGAUUAUCUUGGAUGCAGCGGAAGGGCUUUCGUAUCUUCACCAUGAUUGUGUUCCUCCGAUUGUGCAUAGAGAUGUUAAGUCCAACAACAUUUUGAUCGAUGGAGAUUACGGUGCGAGAGUUGCUGAUUUCGGAGUGGCUAAAGUCGUUGACUUGACCGGAAAGGCUCCUAAGUCCAUGUCUGUGAUCGCUGGCUCAUGCGGUUACAUCGCACCAGAGUACGCAUACACGCUUCGUGUGAAUGAGAAGAGUGAUAUCUACAGUUUCGGGGUAGUGAUACUUGAGAUAGUGACUAGGAAGCGACCAAAUGCUGCGGAGUUGGGAGACAAGGAUUUGGUGAAAUGGGUUUGCUCGACGUUGGAUCAGAAAGGCGUAGAGCAUGUGAUAGACCCGAAGCUGGAGUCUUGUUACAAAGAAGAGAUAAGCAAGAUGCUCAACGUUGGGCUUCUCUGCACGAGUCCUUUGCCUAUUAACCGUCCUUCCAUGAGACGCGUGGUGAAGAUGUUGCAAGAAAUCGGCGGUGGAGAUGAUGAGAGCCAAUGCAAGACAAGAGCCGAUGACAAGGAUGGUAAGUUAACACCUUACUACAACGAAGAAACCUCAGAUCAGGGAAGUGUAGCUUGA